GAAAAAACCAGAAGUCGUCUGAUGUUAGACCACACUGACGCUCUGCGCAGAGAACUGGUGGAGACCACCAGGCGCGAGCAAGACGAGCUGGAACGCCUGCUGAACAUGCGGAUCAGCGAGGAGGAAGUCGUGCAUUCUUUGCGGAAGGAACGCAAUCGACUUUUGACGGAAGUGGAGAACAGCCACGUGGAACUGUGCCACCUGAAAGAGAACACGCUGAAAAUGAUGCAGAUCUGCACCUCCCUGAAAACUUCUUGUAGUACUGGUGGGGAUUAUUUUAACGACGACAACAAGACAAAGAUGACUACGGACUUUUGCGUUGGAGGAAGUGGCACGCGAACAACUGGAGUUCGCGACGCUGAAGGGACUAAAAACGCUGGGAUUUGUAGUACAACGAUUGCAAAGCCACGUCAAGGACCGCCACGACACCGUGGGCGGAAAGAACUGAAGGCGGAUGAGUUUGAUCCUUCGUCUUCGUCAGCGGAACAUAUUAACCCUGACGUGCCGACGGAGCAAGAUCGCCGCCACUCCGCGCCGGUGAUGCAGACGAAGUAG
Amoebophrya sp. A120 is the source of this 555-nucleotide messenger RNA. NCBI's taxonomy places the organism in Eukaryota, Dinophyceae, Syndiniales, Amoebophryaceae. The record is from the annotation of a GenBank genome assembly.